UUCCGGGUGGGCGCCUUUCAUCAGCAGGGAAACACGGAUCCUUACCGCGGUGGAAAGAGGCGGAAAAGUUCAUUGACGAAAGCGGACUCGAUCCGGAGGAGAGGGGAGUUUGUCAGGAUACACGGAGGUGAAUUAUGAAUGGAGUUCGGGUGCAUCUGGUCGUUAAGGCUCCCUAGAGGGGCUCAGCACUGAGGGGAAUUGCUGAAAAAUAACACAUUCAUUGCAAAAGCGGAUAAAGUACAAUUAUGAACAUUUUGAUAAUUUCAUUGUGACAAGGGGGUAUAGUUUUGGACCCCAAUUUCUGUUGUAACGAAAAAGGUCGAUGCAUGUUGGCGCGUUUUGGUGAAGGGUUUAUCUGAAGUUGCGGUCGGAAUAUCGGGGUAAUACAGAAAUUGUCGAGUAUCAUGGCCGACCGGACCGCUCCCCGUUGCCAGCUGAGAUUGGAGUGGGUUUACGGGUACAGGGGGCACCAGUGCCGCAACAACCUGUAUUACACCGCCGGUAAAGAGGUGGUGUACUUCGUGGCCGGGGUCGGCGUGGUUUACAACACCAGGGAGCACACGCAGAAGUUUUACCUGGGACACAACGAUGACAUUAUCAGCCUCGCCCUGCAUCCGGAUAAAACUCAGGUUGCUACUGGCCAGGUGGGGAAGGACCCAUACAUCUGCGUGUGGGACACAUACAACAUGCAGACCACCUCCAUCCUGAAGGACAUCCACACCCACGGGGUGGCCUGCCUGGCUUUCGACUCGGAUGGACAGCGAUUGGCGUCAGUGGGCCUUGAUGCCAAGAACACGGUGUGCGUGUGGGACUGGAAGAGGGGCAAAGUGCUGGCUACGGCGACCGGGCACUCGGACAGGAUCUUUGACAUCACCUGGGACCCGUACCAGCAGCACAGGAUGGUGAGCUGCGGGGUGAAGCACAUCAAGUUCUGGUCCCUGUGUGGAAAUGCCCUGACCCCCAAGCGAGGGAUCUUCGGUAAGGUGGGCGACCUGCAGACCAUCCUGUGCUUGGCCUCCUCUAAGGACGACGUCACGUACUCGGGGGCGCUCAACGGGGACGUCUAUGUGUGGAAGGGCAUGAACUUGGCGCGCACCGUACUGUCGGCACAUGGGGCGGGGAUUUUCAGCAUGUACGCCUGCGAGGAGGGCUUUGCCACCGGGGGUCGAGACGGCUGCAUACGUCUGUGGGACACAGACUUCAAGCCCAUCACCAAAAUCGACCUCAGGGAGGCUGAGCAGGGGUAUAAAGGUCUGUCCAUCCGCAGCGUCUGCUGGAGGGCGGACCGCAUCCUGGCGGGAACGCAGGACAGCGAGAUCUUCGAGGUGAUGGUGCGUGACCGGGACAAACCGCUGCUCAUCAUGCAGGGCCACUGCGAGGGCGAGCUCUGGGCGAUGGACGUGCACCCCAAGAAGCCUCUCGCGGUCACCGGGAGCGACGACCGCUCUGUCAGGCUGUGGAGCCUCGUGGACCACGCCCUCAUCGCCCGCUGCAACAUGGAGGAGGCCAUACGCAGCGUGGCCUUCAACGGCGACGGGUCGCAGCUGGCUUUGGGCAUGAAGGAUGGCUCGUUCACCGUGCUCCGCGUUAGGGACAUGACCGAGGUGGUCCACAUCAAGGACAGGAAGGAGGUCAUCCACGAGAUGAAGUUCUCGCCCGACGGCGCCUACCUGGCGGUGGGCUCCAACGACGGCCUGGUGGACGUCUACGCCGUGUCCCAGCGCUACAAGAAGGUGGGAGAGUGUAACCGUUCCAGUAGCUUCAUCACGCACCUCGACUGGUCCGUGGACAGCAAGUUCCUGCAGACCAACGACGGCGCCAGCGAGCGCAUCUUCUACAGGAUGCCCUCUGGGAAGCAUGUGACAUCCAAAGAGGAGACCAAAGGGAUCCACUGGGUUUCCUGGACGUGUGUCAUAGGGCCAGAGGUCAGUGGGAUCUGGCCAAAAUACACCAACAUCAACGACAUCAACUCCGUAGAUGCCAACUACAACAGCGCCGUGCUGGUGACCGGUGACGACUUCGGUCUCGUCAAGAUCUUCCGUUUCCCAUGUCUGAAAAAAGGUGCAAAAUUCAAGAAGUACAUUGGCCACUCUGCCCAUGUGACCAACGUACACUGGUCACAUGACCUACAGUGGGUGCUGAGUACCGGGGGGGCGGACCACUCGCUUUUCCAGUGGAGGUUCCUGCCGGAAGGCGUCAUGAAUGGCGUCCUGGAGCCGCUUCUCCAAGAGGGAUACCCGGAUUCCAACAGCGAAGAGUCAGACUCAGAUCUCUCUGAUGUCCCCGAGCUGGACUCUGAUAUAGAACAGGAGGCCCAGAUCAACUACGACCGACAGGUGUACAAGGAAGACUUACCCCAGCUGAGGCAGCAGAGCCGGGAGAGGAGGCAGCCAGCCAGCUCCCUGAAGCGGCAGCGGCCCCCGGACGAGGGGCUCCGGCUCCAGUUUGUUCACGGGUAUCGCGGAUACGACUGCCGGAACAACCUGUUCUACACGCAGACGGGCGAAGUGGUGUACCACGUGGCUGCAGUGGCUGCCGUCUACAACCGACAGCAGCACUCGCAGCGGUUCUACCUGGGGCACGACGACGACAUCCUCAGCCUAGCUGUACACCCACUCAAGGACUACGCCGCUACCGGCCAGAUGGGCCGUGAUCCAGCCAUCCAUGUGUGGGACAUCCAGACCCUGAAGUGUCUGUCGCUCCUGAAAGGCCACCACCAGAGAGGGGUGUGUGCUCUCGACUUCUCUGCGGAUGGGAAGACCCUGGUGUCUGUAGGCAUUGAUGACAGCCACUCUAUAGUGGUGUGGGACUGGAAGAAGGGGGAGAAGCUGGCGACGGCGAGGGGUCAUAAAGACAAGCUGUUUGUGGUCAAGUGCAGCCCCUUUCAAAUGGACAAGCUGGUCACGGUGGGGAUCAAGCACAUCCGCUUCUGGCAACACGCAGGUGGGGGCCUCACCUCUAAGCGGGGGGUCUUCGGCAACCUGGGCAAGCCGGAGACGAUGAUGUCGGUGUGCUACGGCCGAGGGGAGGACCUGGUCUUCUCGGGGGCCGCCACCGGGGACGUUUACAUCUGGAAGGAGGUUGUGCUUCUGAAGACCAUCAAAGCCCACGAUGGACCUGUGUUCGCCAUGUAUUCCUUAGACAAGGGGUUUGUCACAGGUGGAAAGGACGGCGUGGUGGAGCUGUGGGACGACAUGUUCGACAGGUGCCUGAAGACCUUCGCCAUCAAGAGAGCAGCACUCUCCUCUGGAUCCAAAGGGUUGCUGCUGGAGGACAAUCCCUCCAUCCGUGCCAUCACUCUGGGCCACGGCCACAUCCUGGUGGGCACCAAGAAUGGAGAGAUACUUGAAAUCGACAAGAGCGGCCCCAUGACUCUGCUGGUUCAGGGUCACAUGGAGGGGGAGGUAUGGGGCCUGGCGGCCCACCCCAUGCUCCCCAUCUGUGCCACAGUGAGCGACGACAAGACCCUCCGCAUCUGGGAGCUCUUCCCCAAUCACCGCAUGGUCGCUGUCCGCAAGCUCAAAAAAGGAGGACGGUGCUGUGCCUUCUCCCCUGACGGAAAAGCUCUGGCAGUUGGCUUAAAUGACGGCAGUUUCCUGGUAGUCAAUUCGGACACUCUGGAGGACAUGGUGUCCUUCCAUCACAGGAAGGAGAUCAUCUCCGACAUCAGGUUCUCACAAGAUGCUGGGAAGUAUCUAGCUGUGGCUUCACACGACAAUUUUGUAGAUAUCUACAACGUGCUGACCAGCAAGAGGGUGGGCAUCUGCAAGGGAGGGUCCAGCUACAUCACGCACAUUGACUGGGACACCCGCGGUAAAUUGCUUCAGGUUAAUUCCGGUGCCAAAGAGCAUUUGUUCUUCGAGGCCCCAAGAGGAAAGAGACAGACCAUUCGAACCACUGAUAUCGAGAGGAUGGAAUGGGCCACCUGGACAUGCGUACUGGGCCCCGCCUGCGAGGGCAUCUGGCCCACGCACAGCGACAUCACGGACGUCAACGCUGCCUCGCUCACCAAAGACAGGAACCUGCUGGCCACUGGGGAUGACUUUGGCUUCCUGAAGCUCUUCAGCUACCCAGUCAAGGGUCAAUAUGCCAAAUUUAAGAAGUACAUGGGUCACAGUGCCCAUGUGACCAACGUGCGCUGGGCCCAGGAUGACGCCACGCUGCUGACGGUGGGCGGAGCCGACACGGCGCUCAUGAUCUGGGCACGCGAGGCCACGGGGAACCGCGAGCCCAAGCCCGUGGACAGCGAGGAGUCCGACGACGACACCGACGAGGACGGAGGCUACGACAGCGAUGUGGCCAGGGAGCGGAGCAUCGAUUACACCACCAAGAUCUACGCCGUCAGCAUCCGAGAGAUGUCUGGUACCAAGCCACACCAGCAGCAGAAGGAGGUGUCACCAGAGGAGAGGCAGGGAAUUGUCAAGGGAUCCAGGCCUCCCGUGAGUCGAGCUGCCCCCCAGCCAGAAAAACUACAAAAGAACAACGUUUUAAAGAAGAAGAAGCUGGUGGAGGAACUGGUGCUAGACCAUGUGUUCGGAUACAGGGGCUUCGACUGUCGCAACAACCUGCAUUACCUCAACGAUGGCGCCGACAUCGUCUUCCACACGGCGGCAGUGGCCAUAUUGCAGAGCCUGUCCACAGGAACCCAGAGCUUCUACCUUGAACACACAGACGACAUCCUCUGCUUGACUGUCAAUCAACACCCUAAGUAUAAGAAUGUCAUUGCCACCGGACAGAUAGGCGAUGUCACAGACCUGCCAGGGACCACCCCAUCUGUCCACAUCUGGGACGCCAUGAGCAAGCAGACUCUCUCCAUCCUGCGCUGUUCCCACACCAAGGGCAUUGGCUACAUCAACUUCAGCGCCACGGGAAAACUGCUGCUGACAGUCGGCGUCGAGCCUGAACACACCAUUACCGUGUGGCGCUGGCAGGAAGGUGCCAAAGUGACGAGCAGAACAGGCCACAUGGACCGCAUCUUCGUGGUGGAGUUCCGGCCCGACUCGGACUCGCAGUUUGUGUCCGUGGGCGUGAAGCACGUCAAGUUCUGGACGCUGGCGGGGGGCUCGCUGAUGUACAAGAAGGGGGUGCUGGGCUGCCUGGAGGGGGCGCGGAUGCAGAGCAUGCUGUCAGUGGCCUUCGGUGCUAACAACCUCACUUUCACGGGUGCAAUAAACGGAGAUGUGUACGUGUGGCGGGAGCACUUCUUGGUGCGGGUGGUGGCCAAGGCACACACAGGACCUGUGUUCACCAUGUACACCACGCUGCGGGACGGCCUGAUCGUCACCGGCGGGAAGGAGAGGCCAACGAAGGAGGGCGGGGCCGUCAAGCUGUGGGACCAGGAGCUGAAGCGGUGUCGGGCGUUCCAGCUGGAGACGGGCCAGCCGGUGGAGUGUGUGAGGUCUGUGUGCCGCGGCAAGGGCAAAAUCCUGGUGGGCACCAAGGACGGCGAGAUCAUCGAGGUGGGAGAAAAGAACGCCGCCUCCAACAUCCUGAGCAACGGGCACAUGCAGGGGGAGAUCUGGGGUCUGGCCACACACCCAGCCAAGGACAUGUUUAUCUCCGCCAGCGACGACGGGACCAUCCGUAUCUGGGAGCUGGCCGACAAGAAACUGCUGAACAAGGUGAGUCUGGGGCAUGCAGCCAAGUGUGCCAAUUACAGCCCCGACGGCGAGAUGGUCUCCAUCGGCAUGAAGAACGGAGAGUUCAUCGUCCUGCUCGUCAACUCGCUCAAGGUGUGGGGCAAGAAACGGGACCGCAGCACAGCCAUCCAGGACAUCCGCUUUAGCCCCGAUAACCGCUUCCUGGCCGUGGGCUCAGUGGAGAAGACGGUCGACUUCUACGACUUGACUUUGGGGCCGUCGCUCAGCCGCAUCGGCUAUUGUAAGGACAUCCCCAGCUUCGUCAUCCAGAUGGAUUUCUCUGCUGACAACAAGUACAUUCAGGUGUCCACAGGUACAUACAAGCGACAGGUACACGAGGUGCCCACGGGGAAGCUGGUGACAGAGCAGCCGCUUGUAGAGAGGAUCACCUGGGCCACGUGGACGAGCACCCUGGGAGAGGAGGUGCUGGGCAUCUGGCCUCGCAACGCGGAGAAAGCGGACGUGAACUGUGCCUGCGUCUCACACGCCGGACUGAACGUGGUCACUGGCGAUGACUUCGGCCUUGUCAAACUCUUUGACUUCCCCUGCACUGAGAAAUUUGCCAAACACAAGCGAUACUUUGGGCACUCUGCUCACGUGACCAACAUACGCUUCUCCUACGACGACAAAUACGUGAUAAGCACAGGAAGCGAUGACUGCAGAUGCUGCACCCGAAUCUCCGUCACGUCAAACAAGGACGCCGACGGCCCGCGCGAGCUAAGGGGAAUCGGCCUGGACUUAGCGCUGUGCAAUAACCUUCUACAGAACCAGAAGCGGGCCGCCACACCACGACAUGCCAUGUACGCGGAGGGCCUGCUUCACCAAACCACACUCUCGCCACAGACGUUUUUUUUUAUAGCAAUCUGCUAAAUUUAAAAGAAAAAAACCUGUUUACAUUCCCAUCCGCUUUCCACAAAGUGGCAAACCCUUAAUUCCCAUCCCCUUGCUUGUGACCACUGAGAGCUACAUGUGAGAUCUUUCAUUUCAGGCCAUUAUUUUUUAAUUAUGUGAAAGCCUUUAUUUUGACAGUGAAACAUAAGUGCCUUUUGUAGCUUUUUUUUGUAUUGUAUCCCUUCAGUGUCAUGGUUCUGAUUGUUUUGUACACCUCUGGUGCUAUUAGAUUGCAUAUCGAGGGCUCUCAAUAGUGUUAAGAAUUAGUUAUUUGAUAUGCAGGAAAGGAGUUUUUUUUUUUGCACAACACCUAGUCGUCCAUAUUUCGUUACAUAUUGAUAGCUAGCUCUUCCUCUAAUAUCCAAAUAUCACAGGGAAAGCUCAGGACUCACUCCAGGCACAAGUACUGUACUUUUAAAUAGCUAACUGGGGGGGUGUCCCUUUUUACGCAUGUCAACAACUGCAACAAACUGCAUUCCUUAAGUAACAAAGGAGAUCGUCCGCCAGGGAACGGUAGUGACAAAGGUCAUGGUAAUAGUGCAAAGAUAAUAGUGCUACUGGUACAAGUGAACGAAGCAACCUUCAGCUGUCCACUUCGUCACAGAACUUCCUGUGCAGAAAAGGAAGUACAGACACACCAAAGCUGAACUAUGCAGCCUGUACUCUGACAGUCGUCUCUGCUCUCCUACCCCCUGUCUGUGCCGUCCGAUAAUCAGCCUGUGCCGUGACGUCUCACUGUAUCUAGCUACCGCGUGAAAGCAAACUGUAAUGAACGUUGUGUGGGUCCCUACUGAAUAUUGAUCUUUGUCCACUGUUUUUACAUUUUGUACGUUUUUUUCUAUGUAAACGAUUUGUCUAGCGUGUCCUGAACUUGAUUGUAUUAUAAUUGUAAAUUAGAGAAAUUCUCUGUGCAUGAAAAUUUAUUUUUCAAAUUUAAAAAUGUGUUAAGCGGAAACGAAUGGGGCAAAGUUAUUGUAUGAAUGAGGGUUUUUUUUUUUAAUUAAUGUAACUGAAUGUGCAAAGUAAUGUUCUAUCCACAGUAAAGAGAUGGUUACGUGAGUCUGGUCUUCUGGCUGCACUUUGGUGGCUUUAAGUAGAUGGAGAGAAAACAAAUUCCCCUUUUAUUAGGCCCAACACUGUAUUACAAUAAGCCACAAUUCAUGGUGAGCGCUGGUAGUCACUAACACAGCGUUUCCCAAUGCGGUCCAUAUUUUUGCUCCCUCCCUGAGGGAGCAAAAACGUGGACCGACUGUGGGUCCUCAAGGACCGCAUGGGGAAACACUGCACUAACAAAUGGGUUGUUGUGAGAAUAACAGCACUCAAGGCCACACAGCAAGGCCCUUACAGCCCAGCACCUCCAGAGAGCAAGUUGGGGGAGGCCAUGAAGAAAAUUUCCCUACAGGGAUGAGUCAGGGGUGGCCAAUCUUACCCGCAAAGGGCCGGUGUGUGUGCGCAGGUUUUCGGGAUAACCUGUAGGUCAGCCGUUGAAACCAAACCCAGGUGUGAGGACCCUUCAGCCAAUCAGUCCUCUAAUUAGUAAUAUAAUUAGGGAGCUGCAGUGAAAACACACCUGUGCAGAUCAGCCAUCCCUGACUUAAGUAUUUAUUAAUCUUAGCCAUGACUCUACACAUUACGAGGAAGAAAAUGAGAAUUACACCUAAGUUCUGCACUGGCAGCCAUAGCACCUGCAGUUCAGACUGGAUAAUCCACCUGAAGCUAAGCAGGGUUGGGCCUGGUCAGAACUUGGAUGGGAGACUGGAAGAG
This is a messenger RNA of Paramormyrops kingsleyae, 8294 nucleotides long. The record is from RefSeq and is a predicted model, not a curated record. NCBI's taxonomy places the organism in Eukaryota, Metazoa, Chordata, Actinopteri, Osteoglossiformes, Mormyridae.